Molecule: messenger RNA, 954 nt
Organism: Eremomyces bilateralis CBS 781.70
Lineage: Eukaryota; Fungi; Ascomycota; Dothideomycetes; Eremomycetales; Eremomycetaceae
Product: alkaline phytoceramidase
Exons: 5
Coding region: 1-954 (317 amino acids)
Biological process (GO): ceramide biosynthetic process; ceramide catabolic process
Cellular component (GO): endoplasmic reticulum membrane
Source: RefSeq, a predicted model, not a curated record
AUGGUGUCCUGGCUCCCGUCCGUACCGUACCCUCCAGCCCGGGAUGGCUUUUGGUCGCCAGUGACGUCGACCUUGAAUUGGUGUGAGGAGGAUUAUUAUGCGACCAUAUACGCGGCCGAGAUCGUCAAUACAUUCACGAACUUCCUGUUCAUAGUCUUGGGUAUCCAUGGCGUUGUCAACUGCCUCCAGAACAAGCAUGACAAGGUAUUCCUCGUUACCUUUGGCGGCUAUCUCGUCGUAGGAAUCGGAAGUUUCUUCUUCCACUCGACCCUCACAUAUCCAAUGCAGCUCGUCGACGAGCUUUCCAUGAUCUACACCACCUGCAUCGUGUGCUUCGCAACCUUCGCUUUUGGCAGGUCCACGCGGAAUUCGAUUCUCUUGGGGACCUUCCUCCUUGGCCUCGCGCUCUUUAUCACGGGAUACUACCAUUACCUGCAAGACCCGACCUUCCACCAGAACGCCUAUGCAUUCCUCACAGCCGUCGUCGUCUUUCGGAGCAUGUACGUGAUGGAACAUGAGCUUCGCCCCACACGCAGGAACCGGAACAAAUUGCUAGGGAAGCCCGAGCACGCGCGGAUCGACAAGCGGGAUUUAGAGAUCUUGAACACGAUGUGGAGCAUCGUCGCGGUUGGGCUGAGCGUGUUCCUGGGAGGGUUUCUCAUUUGGAACUUGGACAACUGGUAUUGCCCCAGCCUGCGCUCGUGGAGACGGGAGAUCGGGUUGCCGUGGGGGAUCGUCUUGGAGGGACACGGAUGGUGGCAUCUCAUGACGGGAACGGGAGCGUACUUCUACAUUGUCUGGUGCACCUGGCUGCGACAUUGCUUGAGCGGGAGGCAGGACGAGUACGAUUUGGUGUGGCCAAGCCUCUUCACGUCGAUCCCUACUUGUGUUCUGAAACGGCCGGCUGGGAAAGAGAAUGGGUUCGCGAAUGGAUAUUGCAAAAAGUCUCAAUAG